CUGUCAUUGCCUGAGUUGUUAAUGUUAGCCAUUCUGACAGGUGUGAGGUGGUAUCUCAUUGUGGUUUUGAUUUGUAUUUCCCUGAUGAUGAGUGAUGUUGAGCAUUUUUUCAUGUGUCGGUUGGCCAUCUGGAUGUCUUCCUUGGAAAAGUGUCUGUUCAUGUCUUUUGCCCAUUUCUUCACUGGAUUAUUUGUUUUUUGGAUGUUGAGUUUGGUAAGUUCUUUAUGGAUUUUGGAUACUAACCCUUUAUCUGAUACGUCAUUUGCAAAUAUCUUCUCCCAUUCUGUCGGUUGCCUUUUAGUUUUACAGAUUGUUUCCUUCACUGUGCAGAAGCUUUUUAUUUUGAUGAGGUCCCAAUACUUCAUUUUUGCUUUUGUUUUCCUUGCCUCCAGAGAUGUGUUGAGUAAGAAGUUGCUGUCACCAAAGUCAAAGAGGUUUUUGCCUGCUUUGUCCUCGAGGAUUUUGAUGACUUCCUGUCUUACAUUUGGGUCUUUCAUCCAUUUUGAGUUUAUUUUUGUGUAUGGUGUAAGAAAGUGGUCCCAGGUUCAUUUUUCUGCAUGUCGCUGUCCAGUUUUCCCAGUACCACUUGCUGAAGAGACUGUCUUUAUUCCAUUGAAUAUUCUUUCCUGCUUUGUCAAAGAUUAGUUGGCCAUACAUUUGUGGGUCCAUUUCUGGAUUCUCUAUUCUGUUCCAUUGAUCUGAGUGAACCAGCUGUCUGUCUUUCUGUUGUUUCACAGAAUUCGUCUAAGCUGGGUUUGCUUUAAAACUAUGCUGAGACACACGAUUUAGGUGAACUGCAUAUGUGCUUGUGUGAAAUCCGAGCAUCACAUUUGUAGAAUAGGCAACACAGUUUUCCUUUGCAUCUGGCAAGAGGGGUAGAGUGGCUUAAGACUAAAACAGGAAGUCUGCUUCUACUCUUAUGUUGAUACCUGAUUGGGGACCCUGUGUACAUUUCCUCAAUUAGAAAGUGAAGGCAAUUGGCUAUUAGGUUCUCCGGACUCCUUUUAGUUCUAAAAUUCUUUGAUUUCAAUUUUAAUUAUUACUCUUCCACUCAAAAUUGUUGUUUUAAAAAAGUGGUUUGCCUCACAUGAUUAGUCUAUAUUUUUGCACUAAGUUUCUCCUAACAGUCUGUGCCAGGAAUUGAUAAGCUUUGAGAUUUGGAUAGUGUAGCAGCAGAAUCCCUUUGUUGUGACUCUGAGAAAACUUUUUAUAUGCCAAAAUCUGUUCUGUAAGAAAUAGUGUCACAUGGUAAGACACUCGUCCUGAAUUUGAAGAGUGGAAAAUGACAACAGAAUGCCAGUUACACAGGAGUUCAUUCAGCAAAUGUAAACUGAGCAUCAGUAUUAAGUACUUGGGCUGCCAAGACCUUGAGCUCCCAGCUUAGCAUGGAAGGCAGACACACAAAUAUUGAAAUGUCACUGUAAUUAGAAGGACCCUGGGAAAGAUGUGUGCAGAGUGCCAAGAGAGUAACAGAAGCAGUUGCCUCCGUGGAAUGGAAAAUAGGAGAGAUGCACCAGGAAAGACUUCAAGACUUUUUGUACCCGUGGCACUCUUCGUUACAUGAUCAAUCAUAGAAUUUUCAAUAUGAUACAUACACACAGAUCCAUACAUUAACCGAUUUUUUAAAGACCUCCUUAUAUUCCUAAUUACUAUAAUAAUCUUAGUUACCACUAACAACCUACUCCAACUGCCCAUUGGCUGGGAAGGAGUAGGAUUUAUGUCCUUCCUACUUAUCGGAUGAUGGUACGGCCAUUUUAUGUACAAGGAAGCAUAUACCGAGGAACGGACAGAAACCUUGAGGAGAUUGCUGCAGAGAAUCUCUGGUAGUUCUGUUUAUGUCACCUAUUAGAGGCAGAUGACACGCUGAAGUAAUGUGUAUCUAGCUUGGGAAAGUCUGUACGGACUUGAGACCAUCCUAAGCAUUAAGGAGACAUUUUAAGAAAGUAAGGAAGAGCAGCUCCCUUGCAAAGAGGCAGAAGAGGCAUGUUAGACUCUCAAAUUUCUAGUUUGAACACCAUGGAGAAAGGGCGUUGUAGGCAACAAGACAAGAGUGAGGACAAAACCACGAAGAGCCAAGAUAGAGAGUAAAGGGGAUUGUGCUGUUCUUCAUCUGUCGGCCCUUCUUUGGCCCUCAGACUUUCCUAGUGUAAUUGCUGUGGAAGCCCAGGGAGGGUUUCAUACUGUAUCCUAUGGAGUUUGGUCUUUUUCUCUGAGCAGUGAAGAGCAAUUAAGGUUUCCAAACAGAAUAAUAAUGACAGCAGAUUUGCUUCUGUAAGACUCUAAUGGCAACAGAAUGGAAGCUAGAUUACAGGGCCCAGGAUCUUGGCAGAGACCCUCAGAAUACUACUACUGAGGACUGUGGGAACCUAUAUUAAGCCCAGAGCAGAAGGGAUGUAGAGAAGGGGAUGGAGCUGAGAGUCACUGAGUUCCAAUAAUGACAACAAUGAUAUUAGCUGAGAUUUAUUGAGGGUACCAGAUGUCUGGUUUAAGUUCCUUAUAUUUACUAACUCAUUGAAUCCUCACAACAGCCCCAUGAAGUGGGCACUAUUAUUAUUAUCUGUGUUUAUAGAUGAGAGAACUGAAGCACAGAGACAUUAAAUAACCUGGUGCCAGUGAGGGCAGUUUGGGAAUGUGAACCAAAGCAAUCUAUUUCUAGAGUCCAUACUUUGUAAUCGCCAUAUUGUCUUGCCUCUGAAUCAGUAAGCAUCUGUAAGAUGUGAUGAAGAGUUGGAUGUAGAUGAUGAAGGGAGAAGAGCCAUCGAUGAUGACUGCUAGGUUGACCAGGAGGUUGGAGAUACCACUCACUGAGAUAGGAGGACCAGAGGCAUCUGGUGGAAUGAUAAUUUUGGGAAAAUACCAAGUUUCCAGGUUCUUGUGGGGCAUUCAGCUGGUAGCAUCCAGAAGGCAUUUGGAUAUACCACUGAUCCUUGAACAACCUGAGGGUUAGGGGCACUGAUCCCUCACCGUGCAGUCAAAACACCUUGUAUAACUUUUGAGUCCUCAAAAACUUAACUGCUAAUAGCCCACUGUUGACUGGAAGCCUUUCCAAUAACAUAGUUGACUAGCACAUACUCUGUGGGUUAUAUGUAUUAUUUACUGUAUUUUUAUAAUAAAGUAACCUAAAGAAAAAAUGCUAUUCAAAUCACAAAGCUAAGUCAGUGAAGCAUCUGACUUCGGCCCAGGUCAUGAUCUCAUGGUUUGUGAGUUUGAGCCCCCCAUUGGGGUCUCUGCUGUCAGCGCAGAGCCCACUUCAGAUCUUCUGCCUCUCUCUCUCUCUCUCUCUCUCUCUCUUUGCCCUCCCCUGCUCAUACUCUCUCUCUCUCUCUCUCUCUCUCUCUCAAAAAUAAAUAAAAACAUUUAAAAAAAAAAGAAAAUCAUAACGAAAAUACAUUUAUAGUACCAUACUGUUAAAAAAUCCACCUAUAUAUGGGCCCGCACAGCUCAAACCUGUGUUCUUCAAGGGUCAUCUCUGACCCUAUCAGUUAACCCUUCAAGGGUCGACUAUGGACUUGGAGCUCAGGAUGGGUCUGUGCUUGGCAGUGAUGUAUAACGCUAACUACAACUAGUUUUAUUAGGACAAACUAGUGAAUUGGCGAAGCUGAAUUUGUUUUUAGUGACCCUUUCAUCAUCAUCCUCUAUCUGAAGGGCUGGGUAGAACUUUAUGCCCCUUCUGCAUCUCUGUAUAGGUACAUGCAGCACAUAUAUUGGGGAAGGAACUCCUUUAUCAGCGUGAGUGGGAAUAGUCCAAGGAACCCCAAAGUUGUUGGAUUUUUUGUAAUGAAGACAGCUCCACAGCAUAUAACAUCCACGUUUACAAAACGGGAGUGAUUAAAUACUAGCAUCUCUCUUGCAUCCAACUUUGCAUUCCAUUUUAUUUACAAUUAAAAUAGAAAUGUUCUCUGCCUAUCUUUUCCAAGAGUGUGGUUGCCUGAUGGUCCUUUGAAUUGGAUGAACAAGAUGGUGGUUUCAACCCUAGCCAGGGCGACAUGAUCAGGAACAUGGGAUCCAAAGAACAGAGGAAUCACUGGGAGCCCAUGCCCAUUGGUAGCAGGAGGCAUCAUCCUAAGAGGAGAAUGCAUAGAAGGGCUGCGGGAAAAUGACUACCUUCUGAUUCAUUCGUGCCGUCAGUGGACCACUAUCACUGCCCACAGCCUGGAGGAGGGGCACUACGUCAUUGGGCCAAAGAUAGAGAUUCCGGUACAUUAUGCAGGGCAAUUCAAGCUGCUGGAACAAGACCGGGAUAUAAAGGAGCCAGUGCAAUAUUUCAACAGUGUGGAGGAGGUGGCUAAAGCAUUUCCUGAACGCGUGUACGUCAUGGAGGAAAUAACAUUCAACGUGAAGGUUGCCUCGGGUGAGUGCAACGAGGACACCGAAGUUUACAACAUCACCCUCUGUACUGGGGAUGAACUCACUCUAAUGGGGCAGGCAGAAAUCUUGUAUGCAAAGACUUUCAAAGAAAAGUCACGACUCAACACAAUCUUCAAAAAGAUUGGGAAACUCAAUUCCAUCAGUAAGCUGGGCAAAGGCAAAAUGCCCUGCCUCAUUUGCAUGAAUCACCGGACCAAUGAAAGCAUUAGCCUUCCAUUCCAGUGCAAGGGCAGAUUUAGCACCCGGAGUCCCCUGGAGCUUCAGAUGCAGGAGGGCGAACACACCAUCCGCAACAUUGUGGAGAAAACCAGGCUCCCCGUGAAUGUGACUGUGCCCAGCCCUCCCCCCAGGAACCCCUACGACCUCCACUUCAUCCGUGAGGGGCAUCGCUACAAGUUUGUGAACAUCCAGACCAAGACAGUGGUGGUUUGCUGUGUGCUGCGGAACAACAAGAUCCUCCCCAUGCACUUCCCUUUGCACUUGACCGUCCCCAAGUUUAGCCUCCCAGAACACUUGGUGAAGGGAGAAGUGUGGCCCGAAACCCUGGUCCAUCACUGGCUGGGUAUCUGCCAGGAACAGUUCGACAUCGAUGAGUAUUCCCGGGCUGUCCGAGACGUGAAAACUGACUGGAAUGAGGACUGCAAGAGCCCCAAGAAGGGCCGGUGCUCUGGCCACAACCACGUGCCCAAUUCGCUUAGCUACGCUCGCGAUGAGCUCACCCAGUCCUUCCACCGGCUCUCCGUCUGUGUGUAUGGCAACAAUCUCCAUGGCAACAGCGAGGUGAACCUUCAUGGCUGCAGGGACCUAGGGGGAGAGUGGGCCCCCUUUCCUCAUGACAUCCUGCCCUACCAGGACCUGGGUGACAGUGGGAGCGACUACCUUUUCCCGGAAGCCAGUGAGGAGUCAGCAGGCAUCGCAGGCAAGUCAGAACUCCCGUACGAAGAGCUCUGGCUGGAGGACGGCAAGCCCAGCCAGCAGCCCCUCACUCGUUCCCUGAGCGAGGAGAGCAGAUGCGAUCAGCCCAGAGGUUCUGUCCGGUCCAAGUGCGCAGCCUCUCCUCUUCCUGCCCCCGGAGCUCUGGGAGCGGCAGUGAAGUCUUCAGAGAUCGCCCUACCUCCGCCUCCAGUGCCUCCCAAAUCUGAAGCCGUCAGGGAAGAGUGCCGGCUCCUGAACGCCCCUCCUGUUCCACCCCGAAGCGCAAAGCCUUUGUCCACAAGCCCCUCCGUCCCUCCUCGUGCAGCCAAGCCAGCGCGGCAGCAGACUCGCUCUCCCAGCCCCACCUUGUCCUACUAUUCUUCAGGGCUGCACGACAUCAGCGUUCCUAAAAGUGACACCGGGCCUUCUGAGAGUGCUCCCGUGUCCUGCUAUCCCUGUAACCGAGCAAAAGCCGAUUCCGUGGACCCCAAGUCCCCGACGGGCAGUCCUUCUGCUGAAACCCUUUCCUCCAGGCUCUCGUGGCCCAACCACUAUUCGGGAGCGUCGGAGAACCAGAGCAGGGGGGACUUCCUGCCGGGGCCAAGCAGGAGUUACAGUUACCCCAGACAGAAGACGCCAGGCACACCAAAGAGAAACUGCCCAGCACCCUUUGAUUUUGACGGCCAUGAGCUCUCGGCCAGCCCCCCCGGCUCGGUCACUUCAGAAUUCAGUGGCGGCGUCUCUGCCUGUCCCAAGUCAGCCAGCUACUCUGUGGAGAGCACAGAUGCGAAAACACUGGCCGCGGACACAAGCAAGCAGAGUAUCUCGUGCCCUGCCUUACCCCCCAGGGCCCCAAAACCGGUGGAAGAGAAAGCCGCCUCGGACACUUCUCCUUUGCCUCUGAAAAUUGAUGGUGCUGAGGAAGACCCCAAGUCCGGGUCACCGGACCUCUCCGAAGACCAGUACUUUGUUAAAAAGGGCAUGCAGGACAUCUUCUCCGUCUCCUACCCUUUCUCGUCUCCGCUUCACCUCCAGCUGGCCCCCAGGUCCUGUGGCGAUGGCUCCCCGUGGCAGCCACCCGCUGACCUGUCGGGACUCUCUAUAGAGGAAGUGUCCAAGUCGUUACGGUUUAUCGGUUUGUCUGAAGAUGUCAUAUCGUUCUUUGUUAGCGAAAAGAUCGACGGGAAUUUGCUCGUUCAGCUAACGGAAGAAAUCCUCUCGGAGGAUUUCAAAUUGAGCAAACUGCAGGUGAAGAAAAUAAUGCAAUUCAUUAAUGGCUGGAGGCCCAAAAUAUAGCCAAACAACCCCAGCUAGCAUUGGACGAAACUGAUGUACGUGUGUGCCAGAGGGGGUGCGCUGGGACACAAUUCCAUGUUUUUUGCACUAAAAACCUUCUCUGUAAAUAGGGAUAAGAGACACUCCUACUAUGCAGAUUACAUUUUUGAAUGGUGAACAGGCUAUUUUGUACAUCAAUAAAAAUGCUGUACAGAACACUUAGAGGUGUGCCUUGUACAUCACUCAACACUCAACAGCUGCUAAAAGACAAAAGGCAUGUUCAGAGAGAGAAUUCUUACCCAAGUAGGUUUAUGCGAGAAGGUAUGGUAUUUAUUACAAAAUAGCCAAAGCUGAAAAAAAAACAUAAGAAUCAAAAAACAAAAACAAAAACAAACAACACUUUUGAACAACAGUUCUCUCCUUUGGGAAAAUCGACUUUAGACAAUUAACUAUUCUGUGCUCUGUCGUUUGGAUUGCUCAGUGCUAAUUGUUUUACUCUUGUGCCUGAAAAUGUUAGUGAUAUGAAAUGACACUUUACUGUUUGUUAUAUGCUCGGUGGGGAUCUUUUCAUCAAAAGGCAUUUUCCAAAAGUCAUAUGUUGAUAGAAGGUGUAUGACGUCCUUAGAAAUAAUACAAAUUAUGACCACAAUCAUUUAUCUGUAACUGCUGCUAAUUUUCUCGAGCAGUGGAAGAAAAGAGCAGAACAUAUACAUAUAUGUGUAUAGAUGUAUACACAAUGCAAACAUGUUUUAAGCAUCAUUAUUAGUCUGAUGUUUUAGAUAACAUCUGUUCACUUUCAAAUAUCGAUUGAGGUUUGGGGCCAUUAAUUAGGUUGCCUCUUAGGAAGAGUGGGCAGAAUGAUUCCAAAGAUUCUCAGAACCCUUUCCCUUGACGCUCAGUCUUACUGGUCUUCAUCACUGAAAGCAUAGAGGAAAUCAGUAGAGUGUCUGUAUUGAAGAAUUACAUUUGAUUGUAAGCCCAUGUGGGGUAGUUUGCAUAUAAUACUCGCAUGCUGGUGUCUGGGAAAACGACAGUGUCUUGUCAAAGGAUUAUUUGUCUCCUGUUUGAGGGUCUUAUAUUCCUGGUGUCCAACAGUGAGAGGUCUGAAAAGCAUUUCUCAGAGCGUGUUAGGUGUUCUCAACGUGCUUUGUGCUUCACCAGAGCUCAGAAAUCAUACGAUCUUCUGUUAUUGUGCGUGCUAGAUAUGUUGAGUAAUUUUUUAAAGUAUCAGUAAGUACUUAUUUAGUUCAUAAGCCUCUUCUUUCCUCUCUUCCAAAGAAAAUGUAUUAUUACCAUACUUUUAUUAUUGAGGAUUCCAGGACAUGAUUCUGACAGGUUUUGCCAAAUGUGAUUAGAUAUUCCAAACUAUAAUGUCCUCGUCAUCAUUCUUGACUUUUUGAAGGAAUGUAUAUCUUAGGAAAGCUAGAGUUCUCCGAGCAAGCCGUCAGCCAUAGCCCUGUCUCCCCCCACAUUGAUUCUGGAUGUGCAGACAUCUGUGACUGAGGUCAGCCAACCAGGUGCCAACAUGACUUCAGGGUUGGCUUCUUGUUAUCUAUUCAUCCCACUGACCAACAUAAGUAAACAAAUGUAAAGACAAGACCCACAAUAAGGCAACAUGCAAGAUGGCUUUAUUUCUUGACGUUAAAGAUGCUUAAUCCAUCUCGUGGUAUAGAAUUGAGGUGAAUUGAUGCGUCUUCUCAUUUGCCAUCAUAAAUCUUCUCUUUUUUUUUUUUUUUUUAAAGGGGCAUUUUUCCCCCAUAACAUUUCUCCCAAAAUGUAAAUACUCUGGGUAGAAUGACCCCAUAAGGAGAGUAUCUUGUAAAAUUCGUCAUACUGGAGUGCCCCUCCAGGAGUAACUGAAAUAUUUAUUACAAAGGAGUUUCUGGUACCGCACUCACAUGACAAGAGACCCUCAGUGACUUUGCCGGUUAGAAAACAUCCUUCUGUAUAAGCCACCACUUCCGUAGCAACAUUAACCUCUCAGAAACUUCCUUGAAAACAAAAACAGACAGGAUGCAGUUGAAAAGCUGCAUUUUUUUUCUUUAACAAAUCCUCACGGAAUCUGCUUUUAAACGCCUGACCCCUGGACACAAUUCUCAAAUUCAGGCAGGAGGAACCGACUGGCUUUGGGUUUACUAUGAAGGUUGCCCCACAUACACAAAUGACCCCUUUUAUGUUUCUCUUUUUGUUUUUUCUUUUCCAAGAACUUGACACAAAUAGUUUCUGUGUUCUGUCUUGGCAUAUUUAUAUCGAGUUUAUAUUGGUGGCAAUGUAGAGACUGCUUGGAGACAGGCACUGUGGCCCUUGGGUCAUGUAUUCAGAUUUGUUGAACACCUCUUAUUGCCAGGAACCAUGCUGUGUGACUCGACAAUACUAAAAAAAAAAAGAUGUGGCUUGUGCCCUCUUGGAGCUCCUAAUGUUUAUAUUUAAAAUCACAGUUGCUGAGACUGCAUAUGUGUGACGAAAAGAGACAUGAAAUCUUCUGGGCAGUUGGAUGUAUGGAGAGUUAAGUGUGUUAUGUCUUGAAAGAAUCCACAGAUGGAAGAAAUGGCAGUCUCCAUUAAAGGGAUAAAAAAUAAACACCAUGAGACCAUUAAAAUUUGGAAUAUGUUGGAGGCAGAAAGUAUCUCGGACUACCACUGGCUAGUGUUCUCUUUUACUGAUUGGCAACAUUUUUAACUGUAAUAUCUUCUGGCCUCUCUAAAGGCACAAAUAAAGGUAGCCGCCAUUACUGAGCUGAACCCUUGUCUGUAGAGGACCUCGGCACCCUGACUAGAUGAGGCAUGCACUGCUAGAGAGAAUCAUGGCCAGAAAGGCAGUGUGGGAAUAGGGUGGAACCGGCCUUUCCCUUCUGAGAGCUGCAGUUUUGCAGUGAAAAAACGAUGCAUAGAGAUCCCCAGAUGCAGAAUCUUUUCUAACCAACCAAGUCAAGAUUGAGUACAUCUUCUAGCAGGUUCCCUGCCGUCAGGGCAGUAACCAUGGGGCUUAGGGGAAAGUGCCUGUCUAAACAGGACCCUGUUUGGGGUUUACAUUCAUGGCCCCCAUCAAAAAAGAAAAUCAGCAAUAAGCCAAAUCAAGCAGCUAAAAUGUAAAAAUAUGGACCUAACUCAUGCUGGAAGGGAGAACUCACACCCUCCCAGACCGAUUCUUUCUCAGAAUCUUGUAAACGCCAGCACAUUCUCUCUCUUUUAAGUUGAGCUGCUCAACUUUAUGAACUGUGAAAUUUACAUUUAUACUCUUUCAACCCACAUAUACCAUUCAAGUUUAUGAAGUUGCAGCAAGCCGCCCAUUCGACUGAAUUGCAGUGUUUAUUCUUGUCUCAUGGAGAAAUAAAACAAUCUUACGGGAAACUGUUAUGACAAUCCAUUCCAACUGUUUUCAGACACACACAUAAACACCCUCUGCUCACAUUCCAGAACCACCUGCACAUCAUCCCUACAACUCCUUGAGAAGUUCAGGGGGUGGCUGUGGAUGGAUAGAGGGUCCAUUUUCCAAACACUGUGUAACAAGUCACUACGCGUCAUGCUUAAAGAGUAUGAAGUUAACAUUUUGAAUCACAAACUGGAAAACAAAACAGUUCUCCAAAGUACCUCGUGAACCAUUCAAAGGAAAUUUCUGCGUCAUCCACCAGAAAAGCUAAAUCUGCUGUUGGAUACGUCAAUUCCCACUCUUUUUCUAGUAAUACAAAGGCAACUGGCUGCUAGGGCAGGAAGUGUAGAACACCCAAAGUGCAAAUGACGAGAAGGAGGAUUUUUGCCCUAGGGGGCUGUAAAACUGUGUGUGGAAUUCUCACAGCCGCUUCUUGUCCCAUUGCCGUUUAGUCUUUGAAACCGGGUGUUUUAAAAUUGAUCUCAUGGUGGAAACCAGAAGCAAGGGGUAAACGUGAUUUCAGUUAAACCUAUGUACAAAUAUCUUCUGUAAUUUUGCUGCUCUAAUUUUUAGGCUAUGAAUUUUGUAAUGAGCUGAUCAGAUUACAAAUUUCCUUUGUUUACAAUCUCAUAUAGUAGGGGCUCAGAUCAUUUCUUAGCUAUCAAUCUCUUCUCCCAUUUUCAUACGAAGUUCCAUUUAAAACAUUGUUGAAACUAAGCCUAAAAAUUAAACUCAAUUAAUUAAAAAUGGGGGAGUUUUCCUUGAUUUAAAUGGAAAUGGUAUAUUCUUUUCAAAGAAUUUUGUAACCACCUUUAUAGCUUCUUUGCUUGGAAAACCGAGGGCGUUAACUACCAGUUAACAGUUGUAUUACUUUCCAGAGCAUUAUCUAACGGGCCCAAUGUGUACCUCAAGAUAAACAUGGUAUGUUAUGUCUAAAAAAAUUCAUGGUUGAUUUAAAUGGUUCUGAAAUGUCUAUAAAUAAAGAAAAUUUAAAAGUU
This is a messenger RNA of Acinonyx jubatus (cheetah), 10925 nucleotides long. It is a transcript of the gene GAREM1, whose product is annotated as GRB2 associated regulator of MAPK1 subtype 1. Bases 4315 to 6579 code for a protein of 754 amino acids. The record is from RefSeq and is a predicted model, not a curated record. Gene Ontology annotation, biological process: epidermal growth factor receptor signaling pathway; cellular response to epidermal growth factor stimulus. Gene Ontology annotation, molecular function: proline-rich region binding. The transcript has 6 exons. NCBI's taxonomy places the organism in Eukaryota, Metazoa, Chordata, Mammalia, Carnivora, Felidae.